Messenger RNA from Echinostoma caproni, 219 nucleotides. NCBI's taxonomy places the organism in Eukaryota, Metazoa, Platyhelminthes, Trematoda, Plagiorchiida, Echinostomatidae. The record is from the annotation of a GenBank genome assembly.
AUGUUUUUCUUUCAGAUCCUGGCAGAAUUGGAUUACGGAUUUAGUGUGGAUUGGUGGGCUCUGGGCGUAUUGAUGUAUGAAAUGAUGGCUGGCGCUCCGCCGUUCGAGGGAGACACGGAACAAGAUCUGUUCAGUGCUAUCUCAUAUGGAGAUGUGACCUAUCCGCCUAAUCUUCACUCAGAUGCUGUGGACAUUGUAUCCAAGGUAAAGCGGAUUUAG